Messenger RNA from Vidua chalybeata, 961 nucleotides. It is a transcript of the gene CYREN, whose product is annotated as cell cycle regulator of NHEJ. The coding region runs from base 287 to 709 and encodes 140 amino acids. Gene Ontology annotation, biological process: double-strand break repair via nonhomologous end joining; negative regulation of double-strand break repair via nonhomologous end joining. The transcript is spliced from 3 exons. The record is from RefSeq and is a predicted model, not a curated record. Lineage: Eukaryota; Metazoa; Chordata; Aves; Passeriformes; Viduidae. Gene Ontology annotation, cellular component: nucleus; cytoplasm.
UCGGGGCGUCACCGCGGCACCGUAACCGAGCGCUCGGGGGCGACGCCGGGCCCGGCCCGUCCGGCUGCCCCCGGGGCUCGGAGGCUGUCACGCGUCGUUCCAAACGUGCCGUCUGCUCUGCAGCUGGCCCAGCUGCCUGCCUGCUCACACACGGGGCUCUGUCGUGACUUGAGUUUAAGGACGGCCUGGGGCUGCUUUUCCAGCCCCCCUGCACUCCCGGUCGGGCGAGGAAGCAGCCUCGGUGUGACGGGCGGAAGGCGCUCCGGCGGCACCGCCCCGGCUGGGCAUGGCGGCGGGCGCGCGGCAGCGGCAACUCCCGGCCUGGAUGGGGGCGGCGGGGGACGAGCGGGCGGCGGCGGCCCCGUCGCCCAGGGCCGGGCGGCGGCGGCGGGCGGCGGCGGGGCGCAGGCCGGCGGCGCUGUACUGCAUGAACGAGGCGGAGCUGGUGGAGGUGGCCCUGGCGGUCCUGGCCGAGAAUCUACAGUGCGAGGAAGGUGAAGAGAAUGCCCGGUCCACGAGCGAAGAGGAGCAGGAGCUCCCGCCAACACCAAACGAGGUUCCUGGAAGUGCGGCCAACAGGGAUGGAGGCAGUGACCGUGGUCCAGCACUUCCAUGCCCUCCUGGUGCUGGUGCUGACGCAGAGAGAACAGACGGGAAGAACUCUGAGGACGAUGUCCUGAAAUACGUCAGGGAGAUCUUUUUCAGCUAACAUCUCUGACUUCCCAGGAGAAGAGGGCACAAUAGGGAGGGUGUCUCCUCCCGCAGCCCUGAGAACCGUGGGAGGAGGGCUGUGCAUCCAUCUGCUGUAGGAUACCCAGGAAGGCCAGAGGGGGAAAGAAAGGAGGUACUCAGUUCUCCCACUCUGUGCUGGGCUCGGUGGGAUUUGGUUCCAGAUUAGGAUGUGUUCAUUUCUGUUUCACAUUUCAGAGCAUGGACAGAUUAAAGAGGACAUUUGUGUUUC